AAACAAUAAGACGCGUCGUCUGCAAUUGCGCUCGUCCGGAACACAAAAGAGACCGCCCUCUUUCCCUCUCUCUCCCCUCCGAAAUCUCAUUUUUUCAUACGAAAAAAGCUUCUGCAAAUUCAUCCAAUUCAACAAUGGAGAACCGGGCGGUUCAAGAGAUAUUGGAGAAGCAAUUGCUGACGGUUGCGAAGGCGGUGGAGGACAAGCUCGACGAGGAGAUCGCAGCCCUAGAUCGAGUUGACGAUGACGAUCUAGAGGCGCUUAGAGAGCGGAGGCUUCAGCAAAUGAAGAAAAUGGCGGAGAAGCGCAGCCGUUGGAUCUCCCUCGGACAUGGCGAGUACUCUGAGAUUCCUUCCGAGAAGGACUUCUUCUCUGCCGUCAAGGCCAGCGACCGGGUCGUCUGCCACUUUUACCGCGAAAAUUGGCCCUGCAAGGUAGUGGAUAAGCACUUGAGUAUAUUGGCGAAGCAACACAUGGAGACACGUUUUGUGAGGAUCAAUGCUGAGAAAAGUCCCUUCUUAGCGGAGAAGCUCAAGAUUGUUGUUCUUCCAACCAUUGCUCUUAUUAAGAAUGCCAAAGUGGAUGAUUAUGUGGUUGGAUUCGAUGAGCUUGGUGGGAAAGACGACUUCAGCACAGAAGAACUGGAAGAGAGAUUGGCUAAAGCCCAAGUCAUUUUUUAUGAAGGUGAAUCGUCUAUGAAGUCUAGUGCACAAACCAGGAGCGUCCGGCAAAGCAGCAAGGCCGACUCAUCAGAUUCAGAGUAAAGCCAUAGCUAUCUGUUUUGGUUGUUAUUAGAAAGCAGAGCUGUUCUUUCUUCGCCAUUUGCGGAGUCACAAAUUCACCUGCUUUUGUGGAAUGGCCUAGUUUAUGAUUCGUAUGAAGUUCAGAUGUAUUACUGCCUCUUUACGGUAUCGUUGAGACCAUCAUCUAGAUGGUAUAACAAUAGUGUCGAUGCUUGUAUUAACGAAAAAACAAAGCUCUGUGAGCUUUUCGCAAAAUAUUAAUCCCCAGUGAGGUAGCGAAAAAUUGAAAUUAUCAUGUGGUUUGUUUGCUUUGUUUUGUUAGGUUUCUGCUGUGUGGGGGUUACUGGUUUUUGGUCAACAUGUUACACCAGUUGAGAUUUCUCCUAAAUGAAUGCUUUUUUCUGUUU
Malus domestica (apple) is the source of this 1150-nucleotide messenger RNA. RefSeq names its product thioredoxin domain-containing protein 9 homolog. The record is from RefSeq and is a predicted model, not a curated record. Gene Ontology annotation, cellular component: cytoplasm. Gene Ontology annotation, biological process: microtubule cytoskeleton organization. Lineage: Eukaryota; Viridiplantae; Streptophyta; Magnoliopsida; Rosales; Rosaceae.